GUCACUCUAACGGCCGCUUCUAAUUGCAGGCACCAUGACGAAGCUGAACUCGGUGCCGGUGUCGCUGAAGAACAGGCCGCGCAUACCGACUCCGGACGUGACGAAGGAGGUGGUCGACCGUGAGCAGCGGUUGGCAUUGUCGGCGACGAACGCGGCGAACAUCGGCGCGGGCGUGGUGGGCGUGAUACCAACGAACGGUCACUAUCCGACCGACCUGUCGGUGGUAGUCCUGUCGCCUAUACAAGAAACCGAAGGCACACCCGCGUCCGGCAAGUCCGGCGCGGCGGCCCUCGCGCAAGCCGUGCUCUCGCCGACACUGACCAGCGCUGGCCUGAUGACGCCGGUGACUUUAACGCCGGUCGCCAUGGGCCACCUCACGCAGCUGGGUCUCAUGAAGACGACUUCGACGACGGCCACGCACAUCAAUAAUUCGGGCAACAUCGUGCAGGCGACGUUGACCGAGGUCAACAGUAGCGAAGAGGAGGGUAGCGGAAGUGGCAGCAGCAGGAGCGGCAGUAUCACCGGGCAAGAGGACCGUUCGACGCCGUUGAUCGACAACACCAACAGCCCGACCGGAAGCAACGGUAGCUCGCCCACCUUCGGCGGUUACAACGAUCGCUCGCCGAUCCUCAUGAGACCGGAGAAACUCGGCUACAUGGUCACCGCCGGCGUGCCCGCGCCGAGCAGCGGCACAGCCGCGGACGCGCGAGGUAGACGAUCGGCAUCCUUGCCCGGGCCGCCGGUCCUGCAGCCGCGGGACGACCGGAGUAUAUCGUUGCCGCAAUCGCCGGGAUUGCAGCCGCGAGAAACUCGAACGGCCUCCGUGUCGAGUAAGCAGAACGGGCUGGUUGACGUGGACAAGCUGGCCGGCGGUCACUCGGCGGGCAUCCGACCACGGACCAGUAGCUUCGGUCACGACUUGUCCAGGCCCACUCAGAGGGCACAGGACGCCUCGAGGAAAAUCAGCAGCGUCUCGUGCACGAACGCGUCGCUCUCGAGCGGCUUCGGCUCGGCGUCUUCGACGUCGUCCGCGAGCGUGUCCGCAACGACCACCGUCGCGGGCAGCAAGAGGGGCGAGGUUUACGUUUGAUAAAGGAAAAUCGACACGCGACACGGACGGUUGAGCCGUCCCGAUGAUUAGGAGGUACAUUUAGAAGGGUAAUUUAGACGGCGCAAUUCCGUCCGCGUUUCCUGAGAUUCAUCUCCGUCCGUUAUUGUGAUGUCUCGUGUAAAUGCACGUGACGGUUCGCGGUAUAUUUUUGUAAUUUCUCGCUCGUAUUCGGGGGAGUAACAUGAUUAUCCUCGAGGUAGAUGCGGAAGGUAACGCGAAUGUUCUUGAGAAACGCGAGAAGGAUAAUCCGUGCUACUCCGCUUAGCGCGUUUCUGAUAAUUUUACGAAACCUUUGGAAUGUCCUGCGAAUUUGAAACGAAUGAAGGCUUGACAGGAUGUUCCAAACGAUUCGCUACUGAAAAGUUGCAGUGGCGUCGUGCCACGGUUUAAAUAUUUUGUCGUAAUAACGAUCAACGAAGGGACAGAAUUUGUAGAUCGCACGAUUGUAAAUAGUAAUUUAUGUGUUAAAGACUCUAUAUGACUCGUAACGAUCAAUCCGAUGUAGGAACAUAUAUUUAAAAUGCGUAUGUAUUAUAUAAUCGUUAACAUUACUCGGCACGAGUGUAAGAUGGUUGGGAAUCUUGAAAUAGUUGCAUGAGAAGAUAAUUGGAUCUUCCCGACGAAGAUCACGCGGAUCGCAUAGCUGAUCGCCGACCGAUUAUCGACUUACACUCGCGACGAAGGAAAAAGCUAUAAGUGUAAUAAUAGUACGAAACAAAGUGCUUUAACAACUUAACGGGAAAUCUUGGAAAUGUACUUUUUGUAUCGUCGUGCAAUAAAAUACAAUACUGUAAGGAUGCGUCGAUUAUAAUGUUACAGCGCACACUAGUUGCUACACUAGUUUGUUAUUAGUAACUCUUACCCGUAAUGUAUCGCAAUCUCAUUGUAAAUUUAUUCCUUCGCGUCAUGAUAUUGUGAUAUCGUUUUCUACGGAUAUCUGUAUGACGUUUUAUGUAGAUGUAUCUAUAUAGCGCUACGUGGAUCAAUGAUGCCGAGAGAAAUCAAAUCCGUUAGCUAUAUAAUAUAAUUCACGUACUUUUGUACAUAGUUUUACUUUCCUUUUCGACUUGCCGUUCUCCCUCCCCUCUGUCGUCUCGCUAGAAAUUUUUCAUACGUUUGUUUGCCAUAUGUUCGAUCGGUGCGACACAUCGAUAACCUCGUACACGCAUACAUACUUCUUCAUUUUGCCAUUUUUACAGACGCAUCGCGAAAAGUGAUGUAAGAGGCAGUUCAUGAGAGUUUAAGCGAUCAGCAUUUCCGAUGUUUCCUCGCAUGUACAUUCCGACUGUUUUAAUCUUAUUCGAUAUAUCUCGGGUUAGCUGAAUUGAUUAGCGAAACGCGAACGAUAUUGGAAUACGCGUCGAUGACCGCGGAAAUAUUUAUCUGAGAAAUCGUAGAACAUAUAUCGGCAUUAGUUUCUAUUAUAUUCUCGAUGGACGGAAAAUAAUUUGAGACAAAGCGCUUCUUGUAUGCGCAUCUCGGUGACGUUUGACGUGCAAUCACGUCGUGGCUCAAGUUGUUUGUAAUGACAAAGAGAGCUUCUUGUUAUUACGAGUAUAUUAGUGCGAUCGAAUGAGGAAAACGAGCGUG
Messenger RNA from Dinoponera quadriceps, 2701 nucleotides. RefSeq names its product serine-rich adhesin for platelets-like. Lineage: Eukaryota; Metazoa; Arthropoda; Insecta; Hymenoptera; Formicidae. Bases 35 to 1090 code for a protein of 351 amino acids. The transcript has a single exon. The record is from RefSeq and is a predicted model, not a curated record.